Messenger RNA from Dichotomopilus funicola, 1626 nucleotides. RefSeq names its product putative glutamate decarboxylase. NCBI's taxonomy places the organism in Eukaryota, Fungi, Ascomycota, Sordariomycetes, Sordariales, Chaetomiaceae. Gene Ontology annotation, biological process: carboxylic acid metabolic process. The transcript has 4 exons. Gene Ontology annotation, molecular function: carboxy-lyase activity; pyridoxal phosphate binding. The coding region runs from base 1 to 1626 and encodes 541 amino acids. Gene Ontology annotation, cellular component: cytoplasm. The record is from RefSeq and is a predicted model, not a curated record.
AUGAACGGCAUAAACGGCACCUCCAAACCUCAAACGCUCAACCGAGCCGACGAAGUCGAACAUCUCAUCGACGCCGUAAAAGCGCUCAUAAUCCCCUUCAUCCGCGCCGCCGACACCGCUAUCCCCUCGCGCGCCGCCGGCCAGCUACUUCCUACCGAAGAGGCCAACGAAAAUGGGACUUUCACUCCGGUCAUCCGCAACGUCCUAGUGGACGCCAAGCGCCCGCAAGAGCUGGUAAAGGCUCUAGCCCUGGACCUACCGGAGGGUGAGGGACGGGGCGAGGAAGGGUUGUUGGAGACGAUUCGGGGGGUGUUGAGGUAUAGUGUGAAUACGUGGGAUCAGGGGUUUAUGGAUAAGUUGUAUGCGAGUACUAAUGCGGUUGGCGUGGCCUCGGAGUUGUUGCUCGCUGCUCUCAACACCAAUGUCCACGUCUACCAAGUCUCCCCGGCCCUCACCAUCCUCGAAAAACACACCGCCCACCGUCUCGCGACCCUCUUCGGCUUCACCGGCCCCCGCGCCGGCGGCAUAACCUGCCAAGGCGGUUCCUCCUCCAACCUAACCUCCCUCGUCACAGCGCGCAACACCCUCUACCCGUCCACCAAAACCCUCGGCAACUCCGCCUCCGCCAUCCCCACCGGCCCCUUCGCCCUCUUCACCAGCGUGCACGGCCAUUACUCGGUCGAAAAAGCCGCCGUCACUUGCGGCAUGGGGUCUGAGGCGGUUUGGACCGUGCCUGUGGACCCGGUGACGGGACAGAUGGAUCCGGAAGAGCUGCGCGGUGCGAUCCGUAAGUCCCGCGCCGCGGGCCAGACACCGUUGUACGUCAACGCUACCGCCGGCACCACCGUCCUCGGAUCCUACGACCCACUAGCAGCCAUCGCCGACGUGCUCGCUUCCGAAGGCGGGCCGUCAGCGUCAAACGGCCACGAAAAGAUCUGGCUGCACGUCGACGGCAGCUGGGGCGGGCCAGCGAUUUUCUCGCCUUCGCAGCGGUACAAGCUAGCGGGCGUGGAACGCGCAGACUCGGUGACGGUCAACCCGCACAAGAUGCUAAACGUACCCGUGACGUGCUCGUUCCUGUUGGUGCCCGAUACGGCGGUGCUGCAUCGGGCGAAUACGCUGCCGGCGGGGUAUCUCUUCCAUGCUGGUGCUGCGGAUCCGGAGACGGGGGAGGUGCCGGAGCCGUGGGAUUUAGCGGAUUUGACGCUGCAGUGUGGGCGAAGGGCGGAUAGUCUGAAGCUGGCGCUGGCGUGGGUGCAUACGGGCACGGAUGGGUUUGCGGCGGCGGUGGAUGGGGCGUUUGCGCGGGCGGCGCAGUUGGCGGGGUUGUUGGAGGCGCAUGAGGAUUUUGUGCUGGUGUCGUCGAACCCGCCGCCGUGUUUGCAGGUGUGCUUUUAUUAUGGACCGCCUGGUGUCGGUGGGGUGAGUGAGGAUAAGGCGGUGAAUACGGCGAGGACGAAGGCGAUUGUUGAGAGGUUGGUGGCCAGGGGGUAUAUGAUUGAUUAUGCGCCGGGGGAGAAGGGGAGCUUUUUUAGGGUGGUCGUGAAUGCGUUGACGCUGCCGGGGACGGUGGAGGGGUUGGUGAAGGCUCUGGAGGCGGUGGGACGGGAGGUUGUGAAGGCCUGA